Suillus paluster is the source of this 972-nucleotide messenger RNA. RefSeq lists its product as uncharacterized. The record is from RefSeq and is a predicted model, not a curated record. The transcript has 7 exons. The coding region runs from base 1 to 972 and encodes 323 amino acids. Lineage: Eukaryota; Fungi; Basidiomycota; Agaricomycetes; Boletales; Suillaceae.
AUGGGCAUACCUUUGGACAAAGCUUCAUUCUUAGCUUUGUUUCUCGAGACUUUGUUUUAUGGCGUAUUCCUCACUUUGUACUGGCUAACACUAUUCGUCCUAUCCAAGAAAACUGACAUUCAACGGCAAGUCCUUACCCCGGUAGCAACCUUGCUACUCUGUAUUGCAACAGCUCAUCUAGUUAUCGAUUUUGUUCGAGGGUUAGAGGCAUUCGUUGUCAAGGUGGAUACUAUUGGUGCAGAUACCUACUAUUCCAACCUUGCUUCGCCGCUGGAUCUCGCGUCAAAGGCACUUUACAUCACGCAAACCACUCUCGCUGAUGGUGUAGUUGUUUGGCGAUGUUAUGUGCUUAACGGAAAAAACCUCUUACUCACCAUCCCUGGUUGUAUCGUACUAUUAGUCAAUGGGGCCAUCGGGUACUAUGUUGUUUGGUCCCUCUCUCGGACCGGUCCGCUAUCCAAUGUUUCUGACGCUGCUUCUGCGUGUAUUACAACAUUCUAUACAGUGACCAUGUUUAUCAGUGUUACCUGUACCAUUUCCAUUGCAUGGCGCAUUUAUACCACUCGCCGUUUCAUGCCAGGAGGCCUUGCCGCUCUUUUACCCGUUUUCAUUGUUGUCAUUGAGAGCGGCGCUUUAUAUGCCACGAGUGUUCUUGCACUCCUAAUAACGUUCUUGAUCGGAUCUAAUGGCGAAUACAUCAUGCUGGACGUUAUCCCUCCGAUUGUGGGGAUCACAUUCUGCCUCAUCAUUCUGCAAGUACAUUUCCAUGUGGGCGGCAACUCUCCAACCGAACAGUCUAGUGAACCAAGGGGCAUGAUCACCAGCCUCUUUCGAGGGCGAGUUACACGGGACGUGGGCUUCAGCAUGGAACCGAUGGCUGUACACAUCACACAGGAGACGGAGAUCGAUCAAUCUGACAUGAUGGGUGGAAAGAACAACCAACCGGUCUCGGGGUGUAUCUUUCAAUUGUAA